UCAACUUCCUUUUGCACUUGCGCAAAUUCGACAUCCUGUUAUGGACUGGGGUGGUAAAUAAAUCACCUGUGCACAGCGAUGGAGCUCUCAAGGAGGAUGUUGCGGCACGCCACUUUACUCGCUGGCAGGCCUGUGCACAAAAAUCCUUUAAAGUUCUGGAAAAGAGGGAAAACAUACGGGGAGGUUGCAACAAUGAAGACAAUCCUCCAUGAUUUCAAUAUUCAACAUGGAGCCAAAAUGGUCCCCUUCUGUGGUUGGCAGAUGCCUCUUCACUACAAAUCAAGCAUCAUGGAAUCCCACAUUCAUACGAGAAAACAUGCAAGCCUCUUUGAUGUAUCGCACAUGAUGCAAACUUAUAUAUUUGGCAGGGACAGAAGCCAAUUUGUGGAAAGCUUGACUGUUGCAGAUGUGGAAGGACUGAAAGAGAAUAAUGCUGUAUUAUCAAUGUUCACUAAUGACAAUGGUGGAAUUAUGGAUGAUUGUAUUAUUACAAAGACUAGUGAUGACCAUAUUUAUAUUGUGUCAAAUGCUGGUUGUGCAGAUAAAAUAGGAAUAUAUAUUGAGACUGAAGCAGAGCAGUUUAAAUUCAAAGGAGGAGAUAUUUCUGUUGAACAGAUAUGCAAUGGUCUACUUGCCUUACAAGGUCCAGAGAUGGUCCAAGUGCUACAGCCUUUGAUAGAAUCUGAUCUAAACCUUGACGAACUGCCAUUUAUGACUAGUUCCAUGGCAACAAUAGCAGGAGUGCCAGACUGCAGAAUUAGUCGCUGUGGUUAUACAGGCGAGGAUGGUGUAGAGAUAUCUGUUCCGUGUGAGAAAACAGAACAUGUGGCAGAUGCUAUUUGGUCUUCCAAAAAUGGUGAAGUACGCAUGGCAGGGCUGGGGCCCAGAGACAGCCUCAGACUUGAAGCAGGGCUCUGCCUGUAUGGGAAUGACAUAGAUGAAACAACUACACCAGUGGAGGCCUCACUAGCAUGGUGCAUAGGCAAAGUAAGAAGAGAGAAAACCCCAACUUUCCCAGGUGCUGAAGUAAUAUUAUCCCAGCUGAAAAAGAAACCACCAAAGAGGCGAGUGGGAAUCAAAUCCAGAGGGGCACCAGCUAGAGCUGGCACCCCCAUUCUAGACCACCGGAGAGGGGUUCAGAUAGGGGAGGUCACCAGCGGUAUCCCCUCACCAUCCCUCAACUAUAACAUUGCUAUGGGCUAUAUUAACACACAAGGAAAGAUAGGAUCAAAAGUGAUCCUACACGUGAGGCAAAAGCAUGUUGAAGGAGAGAUUGUAAAAAUGCCCUUCGUUCCGCAUAAAUACUACUACAAAAAGGAAGAAACUCAGACCAACCCAAAGUGAGGCGUGAAAAAGGUGCUGUGGGGACUUGGAACUGAGUGUUUUGAAGCCAAAACCAAGUUAAAUUUGAUUUGAGGCUAAUGAAACUAAGGUCUAACAGGGGUGCUAUUAAGUAUUGGUGGAAAGCGUUUUUGAGAUGGAAAUGUGUUCAGUUUGUUUUGAAGCUCCAGGUACAUCAAUCUUAGCCUGUAUCGCUACUUUAGAGACUUGAAUAUGGUUGUCAAUGAAGAAUCCUUGCUUGCCAUCUCUGAGUCAGGGUCUUACUCUUAGUUUUAAUUUUGUGGAAUUAGACAUGGAAUUCCAAGAUUUUUAUUUAGUUUUGAAAGGGCCUAAGGUGCCCUACUGCCACGUAAGUGUUUGUUCCCACAAUAAAUGUUCAGAGAUUCUUUUAAUAACCCCAAGCUUACUUCUGUGAAAUUUUAAGUGGACAACUAGAAAAGUUGAAAUGAGGUUGAGGUGGUUUUGAUUUAAAAGUUGAUUGUUCUCAAAUGCAAUCUGGUUGGGAAACGGCAUCUGCUGAAUAUUUUUUUCACAUUUAAAGCAAGUUUACAGUUUGGCUUUAUAUUAAUAUUUUAUUAAUAUAUUAAGUUAAUACAAAUUUAUCAUUCACCAGAAUAUAUCAUGGUCAUAGGAGUGUGAGAAAUUAAUUUACGGUGUAAUGCAUAAUUAUAGUGAUAGAAGAAAUACAUAAUGAGUUCUUCUUUAUACUUAAUAUUUUGCUCGCUUUUUAAUAAUCUGGCUGUAUAUGUUCAAAACAAUAGCAGCUUGAAAUGAUCAUUACAUGUUUGUUAAUUUUUGUUUUUGUAAAAGAAAAUCCCCGAAUGUUGUGACCUGAUUUUAUAUUUCAAAAGAUAGUCACUGUGACAGUUGGGUGGUGAUUAUAUAGAGGCCAUAAGUAAAUUCAUUAAACAUUUCUAUAUAUUUUUAUUAUGAGUAUUAAAUACUGAAUCAGAUCGAUUAUUUUCUGGGAAUACUAUAAAUUUACUAAUAAUAAUUUAUACCAUAAAUAAAUAAUGAAAAAGCUUCAUUGAUUUUUGUAUAAAAAGUUAUUUGAUUUCCUUGUCAAUUCAUAUUUUUUAAUUAUUGUUGUUAUGUAACAUGACUCUUUUUUUGUAAUGGUAUUUUUAUUCAUUAAACCACACAGUGUUUAACACAAGAAUGGGAAAUAGUUAUUAUUGGUGGUCUUGAUAUGAAUUGACUGCAAGCUGGUGCCAUUAAUAUUGCUUAAUACAUGUAUGUUGUGCAGGAAGUAUAACAAAGAUUUUAUUGCUUUAAGUUUUAAUGAUUCAUUGUAAAGUUCAUUCAAAAUUAUAAUGAUGCUUGAAUUGUUGAAGUUAAACUUCGGUCUGUAUUCUAGUGCAAUUUUGUUUACUUGUAUCAUCUCUUCUAUGUGAUGGAAACUUAUAUAAUGCACCUACCAUUAGGUUUAUUUUAUAACAGCUGAGUAUAGUUGUAUUUUUUAAAUGCAUUUAUUUCAUUAGAGAAAUGUCAAAACUAAUUAUCAAGUCUAAUUACACAAUCAUAAUAUUUUAUUAUUAAUUAUAAUGAUGGUAUAUCAGAGCAGGUUAGUUAAAAUUGGUGGUAUUUCUAGUGCAGCUUACCAACCUGGAUAAAAUCAAAAUAAUAUGCACUUAAUGGAUAAUCCUGCUCAUUUUUAAGUAAUAAAAGUGCAGAAUUGUCAUGUUGAACAAGGAGUUUUAAGUUCUUUCAUAAGGACCUUUUGUACAUAUUAAAAAUGCCUUUUCUAAAUUCGGCAUAGGAUGCCGUAAGUUACUGAAGUGAAAUGGAUCCAUUGUGGCAACUAAUGAAUGGUAGACAAGUUUAAUAAGUUGAGAUGAAAACAUAUUGGUUUUCAGAUCAAACUUCUAUCAGUAUAAAUCUGUGCUCAAGUGGAAAGUUGAUUAUCAAUUAUGCCUAUUUAUAGGAUUUAAUAAAAAUAA
Lingula anatina is the source of this 3281-nucleotide messenger RNA. Its product is annotated as aminomethyltransferase, mitochondrial. Gene Ontology annotation, cellular component: glycine cleavage complex; mitochondrion. NCBI's taxonomy places the organism in Eukaryota, Metazoa, Brachiopoda, Lingulata, Lingulida, Lingulidae. Gene Ontology annotation, molecular function: protein binding; aminomethyltransferase activity. Gene Ontology annotation, biological process: glycine catabolic process. The record is from RefSeq and is a predicted model, not a curated record.